Alosa sapidissima (American shad) is the source of this 4131-nucleotide messenger RNA. It is a transcript of the gene ercc6l, whose product is annotated as excision repair cross-complementation group 6-like. Bases 153 to 3998 code for a protein of 1281 amino acids. Gene Ontology annotation, molecular function: ATP-dependent chromatin remodeler activity; ATP binding; DNA translocase activity. Lineage: Eukaryota; Metazoa; Chordata; Actinopteri; Clupeiformes; Clupeidae. The record is from RefSeq and is a predicted model, not a curated record. The transcript has 4 exons.
AUUGGUUGUCGAAUUGGCGGUGGUUUUACACCCAUUUUUCAAACAAAGUGUUGCAGUACGAAUUUGCUUUUGUAUGUGUGCGAGUUUUCUGUACUCUAUCUUAACCUUUACGGUGUUUUGCAAGCUGGUCGAGUUUUAAGGCAGCUGUAAAUAUGGAUGAUUCUCCGGAGGACAGAAGAUCUGAAGUAGAUGUUCUUCAGGACAUUUCAAAUAAGUUCUCGAAGUCCAUGUCCAUUGCCACAGUGGAUCUUGACACAUACACCAGGAAAGCAAAAGAGACUUUUAAGCAGGGAAACCCUACAAAAUCCCUGGAGAUUUUGAAAGAGGCCUACAAACACUACCCAGAUGAGAAGAUUAAGGGCCGAAUACAGAAGCUGCAGGAGUUCAUCAAUCAGAUGGAUGCGCAGUCCUCAGAUGACGAUGAUGAGUUCAUAGAAGUCAACAACAGUGGCUUGAUGCUAAACAAAAGGAUUUAUGAUAAUCUAUAUGAUCACCAGAAACAAGGAGUGGCCUUCUUAUAUGGUCUCCAUAGGGAUGGAAAGACGGGUGGAGUUCUGGCGGACGACAUGGGUUUGGGCAAAACUAUCCAGGUGAUCUCCUUCCUGUGUGGCAUGUAUGACUCUGAGCUGCUGCAGAACUGCCUGCUGGUGAUGCCAACCACACUCAUCACCAACUGGGUGCGGGAGUUCCAGAAAUGGGUGCCAGGGAUGAGGGUGAGAGAGUUCCAUGGAACAAGCAAAGCCAUCCGCAGCAAGAAUCUGAGAAAGGUCCAAGUCAAAGGUGGCGUUCUCAUCACCUCCUAUCAGAUGGUGAUGAACAACUGGGAGCUCUUGAGCUCCAUUGAUGGGAGUGAGUUUUUCUGGGACUAUGUCAUCCUUGAUGAGGCACACAAGAUCAAAACCACAUCGACAAAAACGGCCAAAAGCGUGAAUGCCGUCCUAGCCAAGAAUCGCGUGCUGCUAACUGGAACACCUGUGCAGAACAAUCUGCGAGAGAUGUGGGCGCUGUUUGACUUCGCCUGCCAGGGGUCACUCCUGGGAACGUAUAAAACCUUCAAGACGCAAUAUGAAAAUCCCAUUACUCGGGCACGUGAGAAAGAUGCCACCCCUGGCGAAAAGGUGCUCGGUUUCAAGAUGUCUGAGAACCUCAUGGAGAUCAUCAGCCCUUACUUCAUGCGGAGAACCAAAGCAGAGGUAAUGAAGAACGACAACGAUGAUCAAAAAUCUUCAGAGGUAGACGACCAGCCGACACCUACGGGCGAUGGAGGCUUAGAGGUGCCUUCGCUCCCCGAGAAAAAUGACCUGAUUGUGUGGACGUACCUGAGUCCAGUUCAAGAGCAAAUCUACAGGAUGUUUAUCUCUCUGGAUCACAUUAAGGAGGUGCUGAUGGCUACACGCAGCCCCCUGGCUGAGCUGACCAUAAUCAAGAAGCUCUGUGAUCAUCCAAGGCUUCUCUCAGACAAAGCCGCAAGUGAACUCGGUCUGCUGGGCGGACAAGACCAUGCUUUGCCUGACAUCGAGAACAGCAGCGGAGCCAGCAGUAUCGAUCGCGUCUCAGAUGAGACCCUGAUCUCUGAGUCAGGCAAGCUGGGGUUCCUCAUUGAGUUACUAGAGCGCCUCAGGGAAGAAGGGAACCGCACAUUAGUGUUCUCCCGGUCUGUUAAGAUGCUGAACAUCAUACAGCGCAUUUUGAAAAACAGAGGGUUCAAGAUAGUGAGAAUAGAUGGCACGGUGACCGAUCUCUCUGAGAGAGAGAAGCGCAUUGGACGCUUUCAGAAUGACCCGAGCAUCUCAGUCUUCCUCUUGACUACACAAGUGGGUGGCGUCGGACUCACUCUAACAAGCGCCAACCGCGUGGUGAUCUUUGACCCCAGUUGGAACCCUGCCACUGAUUCCCAGGCUGUGGACCGUGCCUACAGGAUUGGACAAAUGCGUAAUGUCAUUGUGUACAGACUCAUCACCUGUGGCACCGUGGAAGAGAAGAUCUACCGCCGACAGGUCUUCAAAGACUCCUUGAUCCGACAGACUACAGGAGACAACAAGAACCCCUUCCGUUACUUCACCAAGCAGGACCUGAAGGAACUCUUCAAACUUGAGGACACUCGCACAUCCACCACCCAGCUGCAGCUGGAGGAGCUUCACUCCAAGCAGCAGAGCGCAGACCCCGACCUGAUGGAGCACAUCGCCUACCUGUACACCAAAAACAUGUUCGGCGUCUCCCACCACGACCUCCUGUUCUGUGUACAGCCAACCGAGGAUGAUGUGGAGGACAACGAGGCUCACGAGUACAUUGAGAAGCGAGUGCUGACCGCUGAGAAUCUGAUGAAGGUCGAGUCUCAGAUCCAAAAGGACCUGAAGGACUUUGAGCUGCAGCACACUGAGCCGAGGUCCCUGCAGCAGUCCGUCAGGAGAGGACGUCAGGACUCUGGCAAACAAAGAUACGAGGAUCUGGAUCAGUCCCCCACGUUUCAGUCUGUUAAAGAAGAGGUCACAGCCUCUGAGUUCACAGACGAAGAACCAGUCAUUGUUUUGGAUGAACCUACUGAAUACCCUGACCUCCCUGUUGCAAAUGAAGUCGAGCUUGAACUGGAUUCCUCACAAACAGAGGAGAUGGAGUCACUCAAGAGAAACUCCACAAUGGGUUAUGACAAUGACGUCAUAUGUUUGGAUGAUGACGAGACAAAUGUGUCCACUGGACAAAUAAAAAACCAUGUGGUUAUCAAGCAGGAACAGAACUCUUAUACUAAUGGCGUUGAGGAAGACUAUGGGGCUGGUGGAAGAAAGUCCUUAGUAAUAAACAAGUCCUUUGAAGGAAAUUCCAGCUUGGCUAAAGGCGAUACCAUAACGUCUGUGAAUGAUGAAGCGAAUAUGUCCACUGAUUUCACAGAAAACCACCUGGUUGUUGAGGAUGAGGAGAAUGUCAGUUUUGCAGAGAGCAAGAGAGCCUCUCUUGCAUACCGUGAGCAGGAAAGAGACAUCAUCACAGUCAAUGAUGAGGCGGUCAUGUUUACUGAGUACAUGGAGGAAGACCAGCUGAUGGGUGAGGAGGAGGACCAUGUUGUUACAAGGAGGAAAAAAGCCUUUGUUAUCAAUUCCAGUGAUGAUGAGGGAGAUAAUGAUGGAGAAGAUGAGGGGUCUGUCAGAGCAGACGAAACAGGAAAUCUCUCAUCGCUGGGAAAAUCCAGGCUGUCUGACAUGAAUGACAAGCCUGAUGGAUCAGGUGGCGUGGAAUACCAGCUGUUAAGUGAUGAGGAAGAUGACAUUGUUACAAACAAGAAAAGGGGUUUUGUCAUCCUCAGCAGCGACGAGGAGGGAGAUGACGAGGAAGAAGGGGAGAGGUCAAAAGCAGACAGUGUCUCUUCGCGAGGAAAUUCCCGCUUGGAUGAGACGAGUAACGGACCAGACACGUCUGAACCUGGCGAAGACAAGCUGGAAAGCCAGGAGGAAGCUGACAUCAGCUCAGGCGAGAACAAAAGUGUCUUUCUGACGUACAGCAGCGAGGAGGAGGAAGAGGAGGGGGAAAGUAUGGACAGGCAAUCUUCAAAAACAGCCAGUUACACAUCCUCCACCCCGGGAAAUUCCAGGCUGACUGACUCUAAUGGGAUCAUCUCUGGGGAUGACAACGUCAACAUGUCUGCCCUCAUGGAGGACCAGCUGAUACAUGACAAUGAAGACAGUGUCAUUAUUACUAAGAAAAAGAGAGCCUUCGUCUCCUACAGCAGUGAGGAAGAGGAGGGGGAAGAGGGAGAUAGUGGGGAUGUCGAUGAUGAUGAUGACAAUGAUGACGAGAGAGAGAAUUUUCAUUUCACCAGUAGUCUUAUGUCUGUGUCAGGAGUUGGAGAUCGCUCAGUCUCAUCGGUUGCAUCAAGGCGGUCUCUUGUAGAUAAUCUGAUGGAGAAAUUUGAGGACAUACUCAUGGACGAAGAUGAGUCGAGUGAAGAGAUAGCUGACAGUGAUCAAGAGAAUGACAUGUUCUGCACCCUAGAUCAGUCAGGGUGAUUUGUAUGAUCAUUAGAGCAGGUGAAAAAUACCACUACCAUCCUAAAUGUCUACAUCCAAUGUGUACUGUACUGUUUGAAAACUUGUUCAAUUUUCAUUAUUUGUUCUUAAUAAAUAACUUGUUUUGCAUUGA